Messenger RNA from Rhopilema esculentum, 1226 nucleotides. RefSeq names its product chymotrypsinogen A. Gene Ontology annotation, biological process: proteolysis. Lineage: Eukaryota; Metazoa; Cnidaria; Scyphozoa; Rhizostomeae; Rhizostomatidae. Gene Ontology annotation, molecular function: serine-type endopeptidase activity. The record is from RefSeq and is a predicted model, not a curated record.
AUUUUUGGAAGCCACUUAAUAAACCACGAGGCUCUGUGUCUUGUUUAAUCCUUCUUGUUUCAAGAGCCUGUCGUUCCUGGUUUUGCAGUUCCAAGAAAGCGCCAUGCACAAAAUAUGCCUCGUGGCUCUGUGUGCUUUUUUGACAAUUGUCACAUCACAAGAAUGCGUCGACCGCAGCUCAUAUUGUUUCGUCUACAAAUACAUUUGUAAUUACAAUUGGUAUAAGGAGUGGCUAACGAAGAACUGUGCAAAGACAUGCCAAAACCUGUGCAAACUGAACAAAUGUGGGCAGCCAGCUAUACAACCCAAUCUCCAAAGUGGAAUUGCACGGCCCGGAGGAUGGCCAUGGCAGGUCCUCUUGUUGUUGAACGGUAGAGCGCACUGCGGGGGAGCACUCGUUGCGUCAAGAUGGGUUGUCACUGCAGCACAUUGCGUUGAUGGCUUGGAAAGCUUUUCGAACCUUUAUGAAGUGAGGCUUGGUGAGCACAAUCUCGGACGCUACGAAGGCACUGAGAUUGACAUAGGAGUUGAGAGAAUUCUUACUCAUCCAUCCUACCAAUCACAGUCCCGCAGUAAUGAUAUUGCUUUGAUGAAACUCAAACGCGAUGUUCAAUUCGGAAGAUAUUCUGGAACCGUUUGCCUGCCAGAGCUUAAAAGAAUAAUCCAAACUGGCACCCAAUGUUUUUUAACUGGUUGGGGUGAUCUCAGAAACACUGGAGGCAGGCCCGUGCUUCUACAACAGACAAUGUUGCAAGUUGCUAACAGCUCUGAUUGCAAAGCACCUGGUGGUUCAAAAUACCCAGAAAUAAAAGCAGAUGACAAAAUGAUUUGUGGCAAAGAAAGACGGGUUUCAAGAUUUGAGGGUUGCCAUGGUGACAGUGGUGGCCCAUUUGUUUGUAAGGAUGGACCAAAUGGAGAAUGGGUACUGGAUGGCACGGUAAGCUGGGGAACUGGCACAUGUGGACAGGCUGGUACAUUCACAGUGGUUACAAAAGUUUCUGCCUUCCGGGCUUGGAUUGAAGAAGCAAUGAACAAAUUCUAAUCUUGGAGGCUGCAAAGGGAAGUCUUUCCUAAACAUUAUUAAACGAGUUUUAAAAUAUCUUUGAAUGUAAUCAAAUUGAUUCAGAGAGAUCUUAUUGUUAUUGUUAGCGAUUACUUUAAUGCGGUUGAACAAAAUAAAAAAAUUUUAAAAGGCAUUUUCAAAAUAUAAGAAAUAUGGGGAAAAA